AUGCGACUGAUCGCGAUCACGUCAGAAAGAGGAAUGAACACACCAUGCUCGAUUGUUGUUUUCAAUGGUAAACAUCAUGAUGAAAAAAUGGCAAAGGUCUUCUCGAAGCACUACAGCAAUUAUAAUAUCUCCUGGGAGAAGAGAACAAAUAAAUGGGGUGGUGUGUUAGUGGCUGUUCAUCGUUCUAUACCAGUACAGAAAGUCGAAGUGUUUCAACAUAUAAAGAACGUAAUAGUCCUUGAUAUUGGCACGGCAGAAGAUAAAUUUCAAUUAGCAACAUGGUAUUCAUCUCCCAAAGAGAAUCUGCCGGUAAAACUGUUUGACAACAUCUUAAAACGAAACAGUAAUACAAUAUUAAUGGGUGACUUCAAUGCCGAGCAUUCAUCAUGGUCCAACUCUAUCGACAAUCAUAAAGCCCACGUACUAUAUAACUGGUUAACGACAAAGACACUAGAAAUUGUAAACAAAUUCGUACCAACCUCUACUCGUUCAAAUGCAACGAUCGAUCUAAUCUUAGCUCCUUCACACAUGAUUGCAACAACAUCCUUUAGUGUUCUUCCAUCCAUUGGCAGUGAUCAUUUUCCGAUCAUAUGGACUCCUACAAUCAAAUUACAUAAACGUGAUCAACGUUACCCAAUAAUGGAAAUUAAUGGAAUGAAUGGAAAUUAA
This is a messenger RNA of Didymodactylos carnosus, 669 nucleotides long. The record is from the annotation of a GenBank genome assembly. NCBI's taxonomy places the organism in Eukaryota, Metazoa, Rotifera, Eurotatoria, Philodinida, Philodinidae.